Molecule: messenger RNA, 2769 nt
Organism: Ceratina calcarata
Lineage: Eukaryota; Metazoa; Arthropoda; Insecta; Hymenoptera; Apidae
Gene: Esp
Product: Epidermal stripes and patches
Exons: 11
Coding region: 451-2454 (667 amino acids)
Biological process (GO): transmembrane transport
Cellular component (GO): membrane
Source: RefSeq, a predicted model, not a curated record
CUUUAAAGACGGCAAAGACAGAGAGAAGGGGAGAAAAAGUUACGGCACAAACCGUGGAAGAACCGCGAGACAUUUAAAUGGCCGAUCGCGUAUUGCCGUGUGUUCAGUUUCGUCGUCGGCCCCUGGAAACCAGGCGUUCGUCCUCUUCCGAGGAAUCACCCUUCAGUUCCGAGCCGAUCGUCGCGUGCAGGUACCGGUACCGCGGCAGGUAGAUCAUCCGUGAAGAGGACGCGAAUCAAGCGCGGAGGUGAAUGCGUGCACACGAUUUUUCUUACCCUUGCCGUCGCCGCCGCCAUCGAUCUCUGCUUGUUCGCGGGUAGAAUGUGCAAGAAGAAGUAACGGUCUGGUCUCCGAUCGGUGCUGUACUGGUACCGGUAUUGUUCAGCUCACCGAGGAACCGUCUCGAACAGCGUCGACCGCAUUUAUUUUUACAUCGCACAGCCCUUUAGAAUGAGCAAGAAGAACAGAGCACGGGAUCCUAGCGAAGAUUCGAACAAAAACGGAGCAUACGUGAAUCAUGCCUUGAGCGACUCGGGAGACAGUUUGAAUCUGGAUCGUUCCAACAACUCUCAGAACAUAAACGAUUCCUAUGGAAGUCGUCAAGGAACACAAGGUUCUUCGGAUUUUAUCCUGGUAGAAGACCCUGCAGAUUACAGGAGCCAGGAUAAGGAUAGUUUCGUCGAUUCCGCGUUGUAUUACGUCAGGCGACGAUGCAAGUCGAUCUGUACGAAGAAGACCGUUUACAAGAGAUUGCCGAUUUUGACAUGGUUGCCGAGGUACAGCGGGCAAGAUGCAGUCGGCGACCUCGUCGCCGGUGUCACCGUCGGUCUCACCGUGAUUCCGCAGUCGUUGGCGUACGCCAACGUAGCCGAAUUACCGCCGGAAUACGGAUUAUACGGCAGCUUCCUGGGCUGCUUCAUUUAUGUGAUAUUCGGAUCGUGUAAAGACACGCCGAUGGGACCGAGCGCCAUCGUCUCUCUCCUCACUUCUCAGACGAUUUCGCGCAUCGACGAUCGGCUACAGCACGCGAUACUACUCUGCUUCCUGACGGGCGUCAUACAGUUGACAAUGGGGAUAUUCGGUCUCGGAUUCUUAAUCGACUUCGUGUCGGGGCCGGUCAGCUCCGGAUUCACGUCGGCGGUGGCUUUGAUAAUUAUCACCUCGCAGUUGAAGGACGUACUCGGCAUCGAUGUGAGAGGUUCACAGUUUUUGGAGAUGUGGAAGAACCUUGUCGAUCAUAUACACGAGACCUCGGCUUGGGACGCUAGCCUCGGAGUAUCUUGUAUAGCGCUCCUUCUACUUCUCAGGCUCGUAGCAUCGUACACCGUCGGCCCUAAAGACGAGGAGCUGCGUGGUACCAAGUAUCGCGUCGUGAAUAAACUGAUUUGGCUGUUCGGUACGUCACGAAACGCGCUUCUAGUGAUACUGUGCGGUCUGUUAGGAUAUGGUUUUAGAGAGGAAUCUCCGUUCAAGUUGGUCGGAUAUAUACCGGAAGGGAUACCGAGUGUACAGCUACCACCGUUUGGUUACACCAAAGACGGCAACACGACGGUAACGUUCUUGGACAUGGUCACGAAUCUGGGAAGCGGCGUCGUCGUUCUGCCGCUUAUCUCGCUGAUGGAGGACAUUGCCAUUUGCAAAGCCUUCUCAACUGGGAAAUCAGUUGACGCGACACAAGAAUUAAUAGCGAUUGGAAUGUCAAACGUUGGUAAUUCUUUUGUUCAGGCCUUUCCCGGUACAGGAUCUCUCAGCAGAAGCGCGGUAAACAAUGCUUCUGGAGUUAGAACGCCUUUAGGAGGAAUUUAUACUGGCACUUUGGUGAUAAUAGCACUUUUAUUUCUCACUCCCUAUUUCGGCUACAUCCCGAAAACGACGCUCGCCGCGAUUAUAAUAGCUGCAGUGAUAUUCAUGGUCGAGGUGAAAGUCGUAAAGCCGAUGUGGAGAACCAAAAAAUCUGAUUUAAUACCUGGAGUGGGAACGUUUAUCGCGUGUUUACUCUUGCAACUGGAAAUCGGAAUUCUUUGCGGCAUCGGAAUCAACAUUUUAUUCAUUUUGUACCACGCAGCAAGGCCGAAAAUAUCCGUGGAGAAGCUUACGACUCGACAUGGCACUCGGUACCUGAUGUUGACUCCGGAUCGAUGUCUAAUCUUCCCGUCCGUCGAUUAUGUCCGAAAUUUAGUCACCAAGUACAGCCAGAGAGCUGGGAGCGUAGCUACUCCGGUCGUCAUCGAUUGUACCCAUAUUUACGGAGCAGAUUUUACAGCGGCCACGGUGAUCGAGCAUUUGACGAAAGAUUUUGCAGAGAGAGGCCAACCGUUAUUUUUCUACAAUUUGAAGCCCUCGGUUUACACCGUGUUCGAAGGCGUCGCGUCCAACGACUUUGUCGUUUACUAUACCCAGGAGGCGCUGGACGGUCUCUUGAAGGACAGAGGGUACUCGAAGCAAAUAAAAUGAGGAACGUUUAAAUUAAUUGAACUACGCGAUCGGGCUCGUAUCACGCGACGCGUAUACGAUGCAGAAUCGAUAGUCGUCGAGCAACCAUGUAUCGUUACUGUGUUUAUGGUACAAGUCUAAUGCGUACGUGCGAGGUUUGAGGCAAACAAAGUACUUGUCGAUUUUCCUAUUUUUUCGUUUACCUUCAACGAAUUACAUCGAGCAUUACUGUAUUUUAUAUACUGUAAAAAUACGUGCACACUGUGAUCAAUGUUAUAUUUAUGUUAAAUAUACUGUGGCGUGGAUACGUUUUUAAUAAAUCAUUUUUACGAUGUA